UUGAUUUUUGUCUCUAUUUUAAUAGCAAUACGUGUCUCUAAGCCUAAUAUUACUCUGCUGAGUAGAGAGGAUGGUGGCAGGAUUGAGUUGCAGUGCCAGUUGAGUGAUUAUUUCCCAGACAAACUUACUGUACAAUGGCUUGAGGGUGAUAAAUCUGCCGAAGGUCAAAUUGAUAAAAAGUUUCAGAACACUGAUAAAGGCGAGAAAAAAUACACUUACAUAAGUCAGCUAUCUAUCAGUGCCCCAUAUGUAGACAAAAAGUACACUUGUAAAGCCACCCACAACUCUGAAGAGAUCAAGACAGAAUAUAACACGUGCAAAGCAAAGUCUUUGUUCAAACCUUCAGUCCAAAUAAAGAGAUCUCAUCUCAGAGACAUUAUACAGGAGAAUAAGGUCACAAUUUCUUGUGUUGUUGAAGCACCAGACAACACUGAAGUGUCAUGGUUAACAGACAGUGUAAGUAAAAGAGCCACCGAAGAAGUCAAAGACCUGUCCAAUAACAUUGUGAGCAACUUGACUUUGUCCAGAAAUGAUUGGUUGACCCUUAAGUCUGUUGUUUGUUCUGCUAAACAUCCAUGUUUCCUAGAAGAGAAGGUUGAAAUUCAAACUGAUGAUAUAAAGACAGAUCCUGUAGUCGUGAUCAGGAGGCCUUCGUGA
Molecule: messenger RNA, 657 nt
Organism: Onychostoma macrolepis
Lineage: Eukaryota; Metazoa; Chordata; Actinopteri; Cypriniformes; Cyprinidae
Product: pancreatic IgW, short secretory form-like
Exons: 3
Source: RefSeq, a predicted model, not a curated record